AUGUAAAACAAUAAAAUCAUUUACUAAUAACCAAAAGAGAAAAGAUCCUUCUUGUCUCGUUUAUGUUCUUGUUUUGAUUAUUUCAAAAAGAAUCCAAAACAAAUAUAUUAAUAUCAUCCAGAAAUCGAUACUCCUAAAUCUUCAUUUAUUGUAUUAGAAUAUACUAUUAUAAAUAGGGAUAAAGAAAAAUAAUUGUUUUAGACUUGGAUGAAACAUUGGUGCAUAGUUAAUUUGAAUAUAUUGAUUAACAUGACUUUACAAUUGAUGUAUUUCAUCUAUAGAUAACCCUUAGAUUGCUGUAUAAUCACAAAAUUUCAAGGUAUAUGUGAUUGUUCGUCCUGGAGUUAAGAAAUUUAUAGAAUAACUUAAUCAUUUCUAUGAUAUCAUUUUUUGGACUGCAAGUAUAAAAGAAUAUGCAAUACCAGUAAUGGAUUUUAUUGAUCCAGAUGGAAAAGCAAUAGAGAGAUUAUUCAGAGAUAGUUGUACGCCUUUAAAAAAUAGUUUCACAAAGGAUUUAACUAAGUUGGGGAGAGAUUUAAAGGAUGUAAUAAUAGUUGAUGUAACGAUAUAAUAUUGUUUAAUUAUUAGAAUUCAGUAUUUUCAUUUAUUAUGAAUCCCAAAAAUGGGUUAAAGAUUAAUGAUUUUUUUUAUGAUAAAUAUGAUAAGGAACUAGAAUCCAUAUUGCCAUUUUUGAUUUGGAUAUCACAAGUAAGAUGUUCAAUUACUUUUUAAGUUGUCUGAUGUAAGACCAAUUUAAAAUCGAUAUUAAGAGUUUUUGAAUAGAAAGAAAUUGGAGAAAAAGAAUGAUGAAUAACAAGUUUUAUAUGGAUUAUCAAAAACUGUUUCUAUUCAGAGGAAGAAAUUAAAUCAGAAGAGUUUCAUAAAGACAUUAACUGAACAUGUAGCAAAUAGGGGAAAAGUUGGUAAGGAUGAUACAAACGAGAGCGAGAAGGAAACCUUUGAAAUAAUUAAUUCAUACUGA
Paramecium octaurelia is the source of this 982-nucleotide messenger RNA. NCBI's taxonomy places the organism in Eukaryota, Ciliophora, Oligohymenophorea, Peniculida, Parameciidae. The record is from the annotation of a GenBank genome assembly.